AUGUCCACUGCCAACGCCGGCGCGCGUCCGGUCCCUCCAAAGACCGGGCCUCGUGCCCCUCCGGUGGGACGUUUGGCGAGCUUGAAAAGUUCCCAUCCUACGCCCAUCAAGCGUCCCCAGGCGCCAGCACGUCCACAGGGCCCCAAGCCGCCGACGCACCCGAAGACAAACACCUGCCCGAAUCCUAGCUGUCCUGCCCCUAAUAUUGUUGAGGAUGAGGGCCAGAAGGUGUGUUCCGGGUGCGGUACAGUCAUCAGUGAAGCCAACAUUGUCUCCGAAGUCACGUUCGGCGAAACCGCGUCAGGUGCAGCCAUCGUCCAAGGAACAUUCGUUGGAGCUGAUCAGACUCAUACACGCAGCUAUGGCCCGGGGUACCAGCGGGGAGGAGGCAUGGAGAGUCGCGAGAUCACCGAACAAAAUGGUAAUCGAUACAUCCAGCAGCUCUCCCGUGCGCUGUACAUUCCAGAAAGCGCCACAAAGGCAGCUAGUCAAAUCUUUAAGCUUGCUGUGGGAUUGAAUUUCAUCCAGGGUCGUCGUACCAAAACCGUUGCCGCAGUGUGUCUCUACAUUGCCUGUCGACGCCAGGAAGGAAAUACGGUCAUGCUCAUCGACUUUGCUGACGUAUUGAUGAUUAAUGUCUUUAAACUCGGCCGUGCUUACAAGGCGCUACUGGACGAACUCCGUCUGGGAGGAACCGUCUUCCUUAUGAAUCCAAUCGAUCCAGAGAGCUUGAUAUACCGGUUUGCUAAGCAGCUGGAGUUCGGAUCAGCCACCAUGCAAGUGGCUAGUGAAGCUGUUCGGAUCGUGCAGCGAAUGAACCGAGAUUGGAUGACUACAGGGAGACGGCCCGCCGGUAUCUGCGGUGCUGCCCUGAUUCUCGCGGCACGAAUGAAUAACUUCCGUCGCACUGUCCGCGAAGUGGUCUAUGUCGUCAAGGUGACGGAGAUCACGAUCAACCAGCGUUUGAACGAAUUUAGCUCCACCGAGAGCGGUGACUUAACUGUCGACCAAUUUCGCUCUGUACACUUGGAGAACGCUCACGACCCGCCUUCCUUCACCCAGGCCAGAGAGGGAAAGGGGAAAUAUCGGAAGAGGAAGGCACCAGAGACUGCCGCAGAAAUAGAGGGCAACCAGAACUCCACGGAGACCUCUCAACCACCAGAAAAGAAGAAGCGUGUCGACGCCGAUGGCUUUGUCAUACCUGAUCCACCCAUCGACCCUGCGCUGCUAAACAACAAACCCUCGGCCACUCCUGUCGAUGAAACGGCUCCUGAAGAAGGACAAAAUGGCAUGCCAACGCCAGAGUCCUCCGUCAGCGAGGACGGUACGAAACCCAAACGCGGCCGACCGAAGAGAACGGCGCCAGCCCCGCCAACUGCUGAGGAACUUGCCUCCGAAGAAGCGCUAGAAAACGAGAUGAAUGAGUUGUUGUCGAAAGGCUCCGAUAUGGUCGAAAGCGCCAUCGCCCCAUCGCAAGCUCCCGUCCGGAAACCAGUACCUGAAAGCGAAGAGAUUGAUGCUGCGGAAUUCGAAGAUGAUCCCGAAGUUGCGAAUUGUCUCCUUUCGCCAGCAGAAGUGGAGAUCAAGGAGCGGAUCUGGGUCCAUGAGAAUAAGGACUAUUUGCGGACCCAGCAGGCUAAAGCACUCAAGCUCGCGUUGUCGCAGGCCUCCGCACCAGGUGUGCCCGCGAAGCCUCGUAAGCGACGCAAAGGCCGAUUGGGUGAUGUCACAUACCUCGAGGGUGAAGAGGGCGAGGAUGGAAGGAGCAGUCGAGCAUCGACUCCUGCCGAGGCGACAAGGAGGAUGCUCGAAAAGCGCGGGUUUAGUAGGAAGAUCAAUUAUCGACUGCUGGAGUCUCUGUACGGCGAGGAAGGCGCGCAGGAAGCCGCGAAAGCGAAGGCAGAGAGCGCAAGCAGGAGCAGCAGAAGCCAGAGUAUCGCCUCUCGGCGUAGCCUUAGUGUUGAGCCAACACCACCCGGCCCAACUACGACAAAACCUGCCGUCCCGUCCACGGCGACUGCGGCUGCAAGGGAUACCUCAGACGCGCCAAAGGAGGAAAUCCUCGGUCCCGUUCCUGAAUCAGACCGACCCAACGGGGACAAACCCUCAGCUUAUCCCGAUGAAGAGGAGGGCGAUGACCUGGAUGACUUGGAUGACGAGGACGACGCUGGCGAUGACUACGAUGAAGGGGACGAUCCCGAUGGCAUCGAGGCGGCGUUUGCUGGUAGGUAUAGCUACGCCGACGACGACUACUAUGACGAAGGGAGCGAUUAUGAUUAG
Messenger RNA from Rasamsonia emersonii CBS 393.64, 2280 nucleotides. Its product is annotated as Transcription initiation factor TFIIIB. The coding region runs from base 1 to 2280 and encodes 759 amino acids. The transcript has 3 exons. Gene Ontology annotation, molecular function: TBP-class protein binding; RNA polymerase III general transcription initiation factor activity; RNA polymerase III type 3 promoter sequence-specific DNA binding. Gene Ontology annotation, biological process: transcription preinitiation complex assembly; transcription by RNA polymerase III; DNA-templated transcription initiation. Lineage: Eukaryota; Fungi; Ascomycota; Eurotiomycetes; Eurotiales; Trichocomaceae. The record is from RefSeq and is a predicted model, not a curated record. Gene Ontology annotation, cellular component: nucleus; transcription factor TFIIIB complex; transcription preinitiation complex.